Molecule: messenger RNA, 2979 nt
Organism: Cynoglossus semilaevis (tongue sole)
Lineage: Eukaryota; Metazoa; Chordata; Actinopteri; Pleuronectiformes; Cynoglossidae
Gene: snx24
Product: sorting nexin 24
Exons: 7
Coding region: 149-667 (172 amino acids)
Molecular function (GO): phosphatidylinositol phosphate binding
Source: RefSeq, a predicted model, not a curated record
CUCCUAUUUAAAUUCAGUGAUUUUGAGCAGGCAGACAAACUGGAGUCGGACAGCAACAGGGAAAGUGACACCCACGGUUUGUCCCUGUGUGACUGUUUACGUCCUGAAAAGAUUAAAAACAUAUAUCUGGCGUUUUGUACUUAUCGCGAUGUAUCCGGUCAGCGUGUCGAUCCCGUCGUUUCGUUCGGAAAACAACUCGAUCGAGAAAGGAUACACGGUCUUCAAAAUCGAUGUGUUGAUGAACGGCAGACAACACGCCAUCGAGAAACGCUACAGUGAAUUCCACGCUUUACAUAAAAUGCUGAAGAAGAGUAUCAAACCUCCAGAAAUGCCUUCAAAACAUGUCAGAAACUGGGUUCCCAAGGUCCUGGAGCAGAGAAGACAAGGUCUGGAGUUUUACCUGCAGACUAUAAUUAUGGAAAAUGAAGUGCUCCCAAAGAUAUUCCUGGAUUUCCUGAAUAUCCGCCACUUUCCUUCAGUGCCAAAAACAGAAAGCUGUGGGUCAUUGGAUACAGAAUCAGAGGAGUCCAGUAAACUUUCUCAUCAGCCGAUCCUGCUGUUUCUCAGAGACCCUUACCUUCUGCCUUCAGCACACGACUCGUUCUCCAACGUGGUCAUCGAUGGAGUGAUUCAUGGAAUCUUCUACCCGGACCUUCAACCCAGGUAGAAGUGAAGAAAACAGACACUAACUGUGUUUUCACACCAGAUCAGCACAGAGGGAAAAAAUUGAAGGAGAAAAUUGAGCCAGUUUUAACGUAGUACUGUUGUUGGGGAACGAGGAAGUGUCAGGAAACCACAGGGAGCCGCGGCUUUGUAUCCGCUGUGGUUGGAUUAACAGUGCGAGAAAAACAAACUGAAACUUUGCCUGUUGCCAUGCACUGACUGAGCCCUGUUUAAAUAAAAAAAAUCAUUUAUAAAAAUUAAUUCUUAAACAACCCUUACAGGUUUUUUAACUGUUUAAACAUAAAACCUGUCAUAAGUUUUUUUCCUGAUAAAUAAAUCAGAGCCACUAGGUGCCGCUUGUACACAGUCCAACCUGUAAACCUGUCGGCAGUGGAAGUGAAAGAACUCACAAGGCUAACGUUGUAAACAUCGUAAUCCAGAUGAUUAUUUUUGGUAUUGAUAGGGUUAAAUAAUGACUUUCUAGAAUCUGGUAGAAAACGCAGAACAUUUUUGUUACGUGUUUGUGACCUCAGAGGUGUAGCCCGGCCUGAGUGUAAAUGUGUAGUUCGAUAAGGUUAGCAUUCCAGUUAGCCAUAAUUUGCUAAUAUUAAUUUAAACAUGUAUUAUUUACACUAACCGAUAUAAGCCAAACUUUAACCGCGCCACGCUGGCUCUGCAGUAUCACAGUACAGUACCAAGUAUAUCCGAUAUCAAAACGUUUUGCCGAUAGCUUCAUCGCUUCAUUUCCAAUUCCGAUAUCAACCGACACCGAUUAUAUACGACUGUUUGCAGCGCACAUAAUUUACUUUCACUAAAAACAAUUUUUAGGUUACGUCAUUUAGGCGAAAUCCACGCAGAUUAAAAACCGAUAACAAUUCUUUCUGAUAUUACAUAAUUAUGCUAAUAUCAGUCCACCGAUAUCAUCUGACAUCACUAGUACUAUUAUUAUUAUUAUUAUUACUGGGGAUGUCUGAUAUUAACUUUUACGUUGAUACUGUCAUAUUGGCCAAACACUUAAUUUCCGAAUACGAUAUUAACAGAUAUAUGCAGCCGUUUAGGUUAAAGAGUUAAAUACCAUAGAUACGCUAACAUCGGACAUCCCUAAAACAAAAUCAACUCAAAAAAAAUCGUGACUCGUCUAACUAUUGUGUUCUGACUUUAACUGGAGGUAACUGAUCCCGAUCCUCCUCCACGUGUUGUGCUUCCCUCCCUUUGGUCCUAAUCUUUCAGUGGAGUGAUGUCACCUCCACAGUCUGUCGUCCAUUAGUAAACCACAACAAAGGGUUAAAUCAGAAUGCACCGGUUCUUCCUUCCUGUUAGGACUUGAUUGACAGUAGGUUUGAUCAUCAAUGGUAGAGAUGUCGUUUUUUUUUUUUUUUUUAAGCUGCUAGAUAACACAACUAAAGGCCAUUUUGACACAAUUUCACUGCUUUAACUGAAGGAAGUUGAGCCACUGAUGUGGGUUUCACCAGUGAAACAACUGUGGGAGAAAAAGAGAGACUAGUGGCAGAGCUUGUUAGUGCAAAAGGACACGUCGAGCCUGUAAUUAUUAUAAUUAAAUAAAAUACAUGUUGACAGAGUAUUUUAGAACGGACAAGCCGCACUUACUCCUCUGCUCUUCCUCCCUGUCAAUCCUCGUCCCACGUGGAACACGUGGAAGGAGGGAGCGAUGAGCUCAGAGCAGCCGAUCGGAACUAAUCACAGGGUUGAUCCGAUCCGCUCUCCUCAACCGACGCUAACGCUAAUUUCAACCCUGAACCACAAAAAAAAAACUUCUGAAAAACCUUCGCCUUCACUUCACUAACGCAGUCAUUCUGUGUUUGAUUUACUGUUUUUUCUUUCUUUUUUUUAAUAAUUAGAUUUUUUCUAAAGGGAAUUGAACACGUGGUGACGUGGUGCCUUGAAUGGAACCGUGUUGAAUCUGUGCAAUAUGACAAACAGGCAUUAGUUUGGUUCAAGUUCUCACUGGAACCAUGUUUACGUCAUGGACGGAACUAACACUCACGUUGUUUAUUUUUAUGUUGUUACUUCCUUUGGCGACAGUUCAGGGUUUUUGAAGUGUGGUUUCACCUGGUAGAAGUGGGCGGAGCCUCCUGUAGCAAAGAACAAUUCUGAUUUAAAAACAACAACAACAACACCUGAACAGUGUCGCCGUGUAUGGAAUGUCUUACAAAGUUAAGUUGAGUGUUCGGGCUUAGGUAUCGGAUCAGACAGGAUGUAGUUGGAUUAACCCUUCCUUACCCAGAGGUAGAGCUUAAAAAGAAGUCGGACUUUAAAGGAACACAGGAGAAAACCAGCAACUUACCUUUUUAUUUU